GUUUCUACCUCUCGCCUUGUAUGAAGCCUUUUUAGCCAAAGAAUGAGCUUUCUUUGGAAGUUAAUUCCAGAUAUUCUCCUUUAGCUGGACAUUGUCAACUGCUCUCGAUCAUCCUGCUUUAAAUAGUAGCUACACUCCUAAACCUUUUAUUUAUAGCAAAAACCAAUCUAUGUGGGUAUUUAGUAGUGUUAUUGACUGAUUCAAGUCCAAAUGUUGACAGUUUAAAGUAUUUGAAUUAUGGAUUCUGUGUUACAAUGAAGCAUAGUGUAGCAAAGCUGGCCACUGCAUAUGAAUUAUGUCACUUGAGCUUGCACUGUGAUUGGUUUUGAGCCAGCAUUUGUCACCAGCCAUUCACUGCUCCCUUCCACUGCUCCUUCUUAUUUGGGGAGGUCUCUGUUACCAAGGCUUUGGAGAUCAGUGAAGAAGUCUCUGGAGUCAGUAAUGAGUCAAGUUGGAAGAAUUUAUUGAAGACAGCCCAGUACCGAGGAGAACAGCGGAAACAUCAGGCAUGAGCACAGCUGGACGCUACCACAGACUCUGCCGAGCAGCUUGCCCAGGCUGAUACUUAUGGUAAUCUGUCUAACCCUUGCCGACACAAACUGUCUCUGGAAUGAUCUGCUCUCGGCUCCACAGUUUUGGUUACAUCAGGCUUUGAUUGUCCUUCCUGGCUAAGAAUGAACUCAAUUGCUUUCUGGAGCCAGUGAUGAAUAGAGCAUUAUUUCUGCAUCCAACCAUUCCCCUUCAACAAAAAUAUAGGAACAACAGGAAUCUAGUUUGAAACUCAUUGCGACUAGUGUAACCCUUUAACUUGGCUGUGUGAAUAAUAUCAACAUUUAGUCACGUCCAUAAUCCUCCCCACCUGCUGUCGAAUUGGUGCUGCUUCAUCUGGAGUUGUCACUGAUAGCUAAUUCAGCUAAGCUAGCAAAAUAUUAUUGAUGUAUGUGUGUUUAAGGUCGUUUUUAUGUGGGGCCUGCAUUAUUUGGGUGGGGCCACCCAUAUUGUCAGCUUGAAUAUAAUUUUAAAAAAACAUGCAAUGAAGCAAGAAGACUAUGUGAUCAAAGAGAGAAUAAAAACAAAAACCAAAUGGGGUAAAUACUGAAUCAUCAGUAAUGAAAGAUAAAAGCAUUAAAGGAUAAAAGUUGAAAGACUUUUAUCUGAAGAACUGUUGAGGGUAGCUUUACAGCUCUCAGUGAACAGCCUGCCAAGAAUUGUUUUUAUUAGAAGAACCCGAAAGAAAAAUCUGCAAGAAUUAUCUCCUCAGCUCUCUACUUUUUCACACUGUGCAUUGCCUGGACUCCAAGAUGGCAAAAGCACGUCUCGCUUACCUCCUGCUUCUCUUCACCACUCACCGCUCCUUCAGUGUGUUAGCGGUGGAGCUGAGCACAGACAAUGCCUCACUAUCAAUUAAUGAGUUUGAAAAUAUUGAGUUAUCAUGCAAGAUUCACUCCACCACUACACCCAAACCCAGAGUGGAAUGGAAAAAGAUGACAAUGGUUGGAACAAGUCACGUGUACUUUGAUGGGAAGGUCGUAGGUGACCUGAAGAACAGAGCCAUAUUGAGAGAACCCGCCUCGUUACUGAUACUCAACGCAAUAAGGUCAGACACGGCAAUAUAUCGCUGUGAGGUCGCCGCUAUCAAUGACCAGAAGAUGUUGGCUGAGAUUAUGAUCGACCUUGUCGUAAGAGUGAAACCUGAGGUGCCAAAAUGCUUUGUCCCUAAAUGGGUGCCCUCUGGAAAGCCAAUUGAGCUGAGUUGUUUUGAGGAUGAGGGCCUCCCAGACUCCCAGUACCAGUGGUUCAAGAACAAGGAGGAGAUUCCCGUCGACCCAGAUACCAAUCCAAAUUUCUUCAACUCUUCAUACACUCUCGACACGCAAAAAGGAACUCUGGAAUUCACUACGGUCAGCAAAGAAGAUGCUGGAGAGUACUUUUGUCGAGCGAAGAACAUUGCAGGACAAGCUGAGUGUCUACCCCAGAAGAUGCAAGUGUAUGAUCUGGAUUUGUUUUGGAUUUUACAGGGCAUGCUGUUGGUGGUCACAGUCCUCCUGUGUACAACAGUGGUCCUCUGCUGGGUAUACAAGAAAGGCCAAAAACAGACAAGAAACAGAGGUCCAGCCAAUGGAGUUGAAUUGCUCCACUUAAGAAGAAUAGAUGAGGUAGAUGAGGUAGAUGAGGUAGAUGAAGCGGAUUUCGGACACAAGAUGUCAUUUGUGGUCUGAGGAGGGAGAGGAUGAUAAGGGGUGUUGUGUUUGGGACAGGACAUGUGAGAGCGAGUUCCACGUUGUCUGACCACAGAGCCACCACAGUCCACGUUAUUAUGCUGUGUUUCCAUCAUGGUACAGUUCAGUUUGCUACAGUACAAUAUGGUUUGAACCAAUUGAAUGUUCCACUCUGUGGAAACACAGCUUUAGUUCACACCAACAACUCAAGUUUACCAUAGGUGACAGGAUUUUGCAGAACAAUGCUGUCCUGUUUGGAGUCCCGAAGAAAAUCCUGGAUAGGCUCCAACAUGUCCAGAUCUCUGCUGCUAGGGUUCUCACUCGGACCAAACCAACACAUCACCCCCACACUGAAACAACUGCACUGGCUCCCCGUUAAGUUCUGGAUCUCCUUCAAGCGUCUCCUCCUUUGCUACAAGUCUCUCCAUUCACGUGCUGCACAUUACCUCUCCGACCUCCUCCAUGUGCACUGCCCCUCCCAGAACCUGCGGUCUGCUGACCUAGGUCUCCUCUCCGUUCCCCGGACCUGCAGGCAAAGCUUUGGCAACAGGGCUUUUAGUGUCGCUGCUCCAACCCUCUGGAACUCACUCCCUCUGGCUCCAGGCACCAACUCUGGAGUCCUUUAAAUCUCUGUUGAAGAGACAAUUGUUCCAGCAGGCUUUUGCCACCUGAUUGCUUGUUUUCUUCUCUGUUCUAAACUGUACAGCGACCUUGGGUUUCAUGA
Solea senegalensis (Senegalese sole) is the source of this 2943-nucleotide messenger RNA. RefSeq names its product junctional adhesion molecule 3B-like. The transcript has a single exon. Gene Ontology annotation, biological process: angiogenesis; cell adhesion. NCBI's taxonomy places the organism in Eukaryota, Metazoa, Chordata, Actinopteri, Pleuronectiformes, Soleidae. The coding region runs from base 1302 to 2219 and encodes 305 amino acids. Gene Ontology annotation, molecular function: protein heterodimerization activity; protein homodimerization activity. The record is from RefSeq and is a predicted model, not a curated record.